AUAUUCAUAAUGUUGAAAAAGUUCACAAAUAUUUUUAUUCGGGUAAUAUAUUAUUUAAUGAUUAUUAUCCAUUUAUAAGUGAUUUAGGUAUGUGUCAACCAGCAAAUAUAAAGCAAUCAGCUAAAGAAGAAGGAAUUUAUGGAGUAUUACCAUAUAUAUAUGGCACCAGAAGUUUUACGUGGAUACCAAUAUACAAAAGCAGCAGAUAUUUACUCAUUUGGAAUAGUAAUGAAUGAAUUUCUUUCUGAAGAAAUUCCUUUUAAUGAUAUUCCUCAUGAUGAAUUUUUAGCUAUUAAAAUAUGUAAAGGACUUAGACCAACAAUUUCUGAAGGUGUACCAAAGUUACUUGCAGAUUUGAUAGUAAAAUGUUGGAAUGCUGAAAUAAAAAAUGGACCAACCACUAAAGAGUUGUAUCAAACACUAAAUGAAUGGAAUGAUGAAAUUAGUGAAUAUAGUAAAAAUAGCGAAGAUAAUAAAGAUGGUGACAAUAGUCAAAAUAGUGAAAUAUAUUUUCAAAUAAAAGAAUAUAAAUCCAAAAGCUUUCAAACACACCCACAAGCAUUUUAUAUUAGUAGACUUUUAAAUUUUAAAAAUCUUCCAAAACCAGUAAAUUCUUCAGAUUUAUCAUCUUGUCAUUUCAGUUCGGAUAAUAAUUAUACUGUUCAAUCAACGUCAGCAAAUCCAAUUUCAGAAUGCUUAGAUGUUCAAUUAAGUGAAUUGGAACUAAAUGAAAUUUGUCAAGAUAGUGAACAUAAUAUUGAAUGAAGUUCUCUUUUAUGUGAAAGUUUUUAUUUUUCUUUCAUUGAUUUAUUGGAUUUUAUGUUUAUGAAUAUUCUAUAUAAAU
Molecule: messenger RNA, 844 nt
Organism: Rhizophagus irregularis DAOM 181602=DAOM 197198
Lineage: Eukaryota; Fungi; Glomeromycota; Glomeromycetes; Glomerales; Glomeraceae
Source: RefSeq, a predicted model, not a curated record